AUUAUCCCACCUUACGGACAAAUAGGCCCCUUAUUACAUUUUCAUAUAAAAGAUGCGGACAUAGGUAUCAUCAUCAUCAGUUCCACAACAACCUUUCGCUUUCAACAACUUAGGUCUUCUUCUGCGAAGGUACAAGCAUCAAAGCCAUCAUGUUCAAAUUUGUCGUCAUCGCCGCUAUUGUUGGAUUAGCUGCCGCUCAACCUCCACAGUAUGGUGCCAAUCCAGAAGCCGCUGCUCAAAUCAAGAGCUUCGGUAGUGACAUCUUGCCUGACGGAUCAUACCAAUACGCUUACGAAACCUCCAAUGGAAUAGCCGCUCAAGAACAAGGUGCCGGUGGUGUCCGUGCCCAGGGUGCCUUCUCCUACACCUCCCCCGAAGGAAUCCCAAUCCAGCUCACCUACGCCGCUGAUGAGAACGGUUUCCAACCACAAGGAAACCAUUUGCCAGUCCCACCACCAAUCCCAGAAGAAAUUCUCAAGGCUCUCCAAUGGAAUGCUGCUCACCCAGAAGAAGAGGACCCACAAUACGAAAUCGCCUCCAGGCGUUUGUAAAGCGUUCCUUUCUUAGUUCGUUAGAAUUACUGUAAAUAAAGUGUUUUUUGUUAGUAUUUUGUAAA
This is a messenger RNA of Hermetia illucens (black soldier fly), 616 nucleotides long. Its product is annotated as endocuticle structural glycoprotein SgAbd-1-like. Gene Ontology annotation, cellular component: chitin-based extracellular matrix. The transcript is spliced from 2 exons. Gene Ontology annotation, molecular function: structural constituent of chitin-based larval cuticle. The coding region runs from base 150 to 551 and encodes 133 amino acids. Lineage: Eukaryota; Metazoa; Arthropoda; Insecta; Diptera; Stratiomyidae. The record is from RefSeq and is a predicted model, not a curated record.